AUGACAUUUGGAACAGACUAUAGCUUUUUGCAUACUAUAAUAUCAACACUUGUUAGCUUCUGCAUCAUAACAGCCGUGACUGCGGCCCAGGCAAGAUACUACUAUUCCUUGUCCCAAUCUUCACCUGUCUUCUCCGAGGCUCUUUAUCGACAACUGGCCUGGAACCAUCCCAGUCUC
Messenger RNA from Candidula unifasciata, 177 nucleotides. Lineage: Eukaryota; Metazoa; Mollusca; Gastropoda; Stylommatophora; Geomitridae. The record is from the annotation of a GenBank genome assembly.